Molecule: messenger RNA, 1536 nt
Organism: Hansenula ciferrii
Lineage: Eukaryota; Fungi; Ascomycota; Saccharomycetes; Phaffomycetales; Wickerhamomycetaceae
Gene: MSM1
Product: methionine--tRNA ligase MSM1
Exons: 2
Coding region: 1-1536 (511 amino acids)
Biological process (GO): methionyl-tRNA aminoacylation
Molecular function (GO): methionine-tRNA ligase activity; ATP binding
Source: RefSeq, a predicted model, not a curated record
AUGCUUAGAAAGUCUUCUGUGGUACCUAGAGCCUUCAAAAGACUCCAGAGUCAUUUAUAUUCCAUGUUACUAUCUGAUGUUCGUCAUAGAUGGGAAAAAUUAUCUUUAAAAGAAUCAUACUUCAGUACAGGUCUUGAUGAACAUGGUCUAAAGAUUCAAAACGCAGCAGAAUUAAAAGGUUUACCACCAAAAGAAUUUGUGGAUCAAUUAUCUGUAACUUUUAAAGAUUUAACCAAGUUAGCACAUAUUGAUUAUGAUAGAUUUAUCAGAACUACUGAUGAUGAUCAUAUUCAAGCUGUCCAGCAUUUUUGGAAUGUUUUGAAUGAAAGGGGAUAUAUUUAUGAAGGUGAACAUGGUGGUUGGUAUUCAGUGUCUGAUGAAACUUUUUAUCCAGAAGCUCAAAUUUUUGAAAAAGAAGGGAAAUAUUUCUCUAAGGAAACAGGUACAGAAGUUACGUAUAGUACAGAAAAGAAUUAUUUUUUCAAAUUAUCAAAUUUUAAAGAUCAAUUAAUCAAAUUAUUAAAAGAAAAUCCAAAAUGGAUAAUACCUGAACAAAAACAUAAAGAUGUCUUGUAUGAAUUAGAAACAAAUGGAUUACAAGAUCUAAGUAUAUCACGUCCUUCUUCAAGAUUACAAUGGGGAAUUCCAGUUCCAGGUGAUGAAUCACAAACGAUCUAUGUUUGGGUUGAUGCUUUAGUUAAUUAUAUCACUUGUGCCAAAUAUCCAAAUUUAACAAACAUAUGGCCAGGUACACAUUUAAUUGGUAAAGAUAUCAUUAGAUUCCACUGUGUCUAUUGGCCAUCAUUGUUAUUAGCUGCUGGUGUUGCGUUACCUAAACAAUUCAUUGUACAUGGACAUUGGCUAGCUGAUGGUUACAAGAUGAGUAAAAGUAGAGGUAAUGUUGUUGAUCCAAUCUUGAUGGCUCAAUAUUAUGAUACUGAUGUUCUUAGAUUUUUCUUGUGUGAAAAUUCUGUUUUGAAUUCUGAUAAUAAUUUUAGUGAAGAUAGAUUAUUUAGUACAAGAGAACAAAUUGUUGAUAAAUUUGGGAACUUAGUUAUGAGAUGUUGUGGACCAAAAUUUGAUGCUGAAAGAGCUAUUAGGAAUUUUGAAGACCAUGAUGUUUCCAUUCUUGAUGAAUCAUUCCAAACUGCUCAAAGAGAACUAGUACAAGAUAUCAAUUUAUUACAUGAAAAGAUGAACUCUAAAAUGAUUGAAUUUAAUACUUCGUCUGCUAUCCAAGAUAUUUGGAAUGUUUUAAUCAAAGCAAAUCAAUUUUUCCAAAAUACUGAACCUUGGAAAAGAACAGAUCAAGAAAAAGAUAUCAUUUUAUUCACUGCACUCGAAACUGCAAGAGUUUCUGCAAUUUUAUCAUUACCAUUCAUGCCUGAUUUAGCCAAAAAAUUCUUGAAUAGAAUUGGUGUUGAUAAAUUUGAUUUUGAAUAUGCUAAAUAUGGUGCUGAUUUAACUUAUGGGAAGGGGAUCAAUAGAAAAGGUGAUUUCCCAAUCAAAAAGAUCGAAAUGAGAAAAUCUGAUUAA